AUGUCGGGAGAGGACGGCCCCGGGGCGGGCCCCGGGGCGGCGGCAGCAGCGGCCCGCGAGCGGCGGCGGGAGCAGCUGCGGCAGUGGGGGGCGCGGGCGGGCGCCGAGCCGGGCCCCGGGGAGCGGCGCGCCCGCACCGUGCGCUUCGAGCGCGCCGCCGAGUUCCUGGCGGCCUGCGCGGGCGGCGACCUGGACGAGGCGCGCCUGAUGCUGCGCGCGGCCGACCCCGGCCCCGGCGCAGAGCUGGACCCCGCCGCCCCGCCGCCCGCCCGCGCCGUGCUCGACUCCACCAACGCCGACGGCAUCAGCGCCCUGCACCAGGCCUGCAUUGACGAGAACCUUGAGGUGGUGCGCUUCCUGGUGGAGCAGGGUGCCACAGUGAACCAGGCGGACAACGAGGGCUGGACGCCCCUCCACGUGGCCGCCUCUUGCGGUUACCUGGACAUCGCCAGGUACCUCCUGAGCCAUGGGGCCAACAUCGCUGCGGUCAACAGCGACGGGGACCUGCCUCUGGACCUGGCCGAGUCCGACGCCAUGGAGGCGCUGCUGAAGGCGGAGAUCGCCCGCCGAGGUGUGGACGUGGAGGCAGCCAAACGGGCGGAGGAGGAAUUGCUGCUUCACGACACAAGGUGCUGGCUGAAUGGGGGCGCCAUGCCCGAGGCACGGCACCCCCGCACGGGCGCCUCUGCCCUGCACGUGGCCGCCGCCAAGGGUUACAUCGAAGUGAUGAGGCUGCUCCUCCAGGCUGGCUACGACCCGGAGCUGCGUGAUGGCGACGGCUGGACGCCCCUGCAUGCCGCGGCCCACUGGGGUGUGGAGGAUGCCUGCCGCCUGCUGGCGGAGCACGGCGGGGGCAUGGACUCGCUGACCCACGCGGGGCAGCGUCCCUGUGACCUGGCAGACGAGGAGGUGCUGAGCCUGCUGGAGGAACUGGCCCAGAAGCAGGAGGACCUUCGGAACCAAAAGGAAGCUGCCCAGAGCCGGGGCCUGGAGUCCCAGGGGCCCUCCAGCAGCAAACACCGAAGGAGCUCCGUGUGCCGUCUGAGCAGCCGCGAGAAGAUCUCCCUCCAAGACCUGUCCAAGGAGCGCCGGCCUGGGGGUGCAGGGGGCACCCCCAUCCGGGACGAGGACGAGGGAGAAGAAGCCCCCUCAGAGCCAUCCCCUGCAGAAUGCAGAGCCCUCAACGGGGUCUCCUCCCCGCCGCCCUGUAGCCCUGGGAGCCCCGUGACCCCCGAGGAGGCCGCCUUCUCCAGGCGCUUUGGCCUCCAGAAGACGGGCAGCUCCGGGGCUCUGGGACCCGCGGACUGGCGCGGAGCUGAGGGCGCUCCGGGGGCCGGGCUGCAGCGCUCUGCAUCCUCCUCGCGGCUGGAGGGUGCAUCCACUCAGGGCCGGGAGCCCCGUCUUGCCAGAGUCCCCCCCACCCCCUCCCAGAAGGUGCCGGAGCCCUCUUCCCCGUCUGAGAUCUCCAGGCCUCCUCCUCCCUUGGGUAACUCCACUCCUCACCCCAGGACCCCCGAGCCCGAGUCCCCGGUGAAGCCCCAUGUCCCCGUAGCCUCCGCAGCGCCCCCAGCGGACUCCCGGGACCGCCGGAGGACCUACCAGAUGCCAGUGCGGGACGAGGAGUCUGAGUCUCAGCGGAAAGCGCGCUCUCGCCUCAUGCGCCAGUCCCGGAGGUCCACGCAGGGUGUGACCCUGACGGACCUGAAGGAAGCAGAGAAGGCCGCUGGAAAGGCCCCGGAGGCAGAGAAGUCGAAGUCGAGCGUGCAGAGCCUGGACCCUUCCCGGAGACCCCGAGUCCCUGGGGUCGAGAGCACUGACGGCCCUGCCCAGAGAGCAGAGGCGCCCGACGGGCAAGGGCAGGGGCCGCAGGCGGCCAGGGAGCCCCGCAGAGUCGGCAAGGAGUGGAGGGGCCCUGCCGAGGGGGAGGAGGCGGAGCCAGCGCCGGCCGACCGCAGCCCAGAAUCCAGCACUCCCGAGGGCGACCCCUCAUCCCGCAGGCAGCGGGAUCUCAACCCAGACCCAGAGCCGGACCCGGACGAGCCGGACGGAGGCUUCAGGAAGCUGUACGCCGAGCUGCGCAGUGAGAACGAGCGCCUUCGCGAGGCCCUGACGGAGACCACCCUGCAGCUGGCGCAGCUCAAGGUGGACCUGGAGCGCGCCACGCAGAAGCAGGAGCGCUUUGCAGAGAGGCCUGCCCUUCUGGAGCUGGAGAGAUUCGAGCGCAGGGCCCUGGAGCGAAAGGCAGCCGAACUAGAGGAGGAGCUGAAGGCCCUGUCCGACCUUCGGGCUGACAACCAGCGGCUCAAGGAUGAGAACGCAGCCCUGAUUCGUGUCAUCAGCAAACUCUCCAAGUGACUCCGGAGGAGCCCCUCCCCUGCACCCAUAUUUAUACAGCUGCUUCUGCCACACGCACCCCUUCCCCUGCGUGAGCACUAGUGACAGGGCUCCCGGGGGAGUCUCUGAGAAGCCAUAACCUCCGCUCGGGACCUCCAGGCUGGGAGGGGAAUACAGAGAGCCCAGGAGCCAAGGGGGCCCCAUCAGAGGCCAGGAUGGAGGUGGGAGGCCGAGCCAGGAAGGGGGACGUCGCUGAGCAGGGACUGGGGCUGGAGGUGGGACCAGGAAGGGACCGAGGACCAAGAAGCACCGAGACCAGGAACCAGGACCAGAGUGGCCGCCCAGAGGUCCCCCUCUCACGUGUGAUGUCACCCUCACCACCCCUCCCGCUCCGGAACAGGGAUCCGAGAAUGUGCCAAGAGCCCCGCCGGCGUCGGUCAGGUGGGCCUGUAUAUAGGGUCCGCGUGCAAUAGGGAGGGAUGUCUUCUAUUUUUUGCAGCCCCCUCCCCGCCCACCGUCCGGGGCAGGGGGAGAAGGUAUUUUCGAGACAAAGCACAGGCACCACAAAUAAAAGUCGUGAA
Messenger RNA from Budorcas taxicolor (takin), 2915 nucleotides. It is a transcript of the gene PPP1R12C, whose product is annotated as protein phosphatase 1 regulatory subunit 12C. The coding region runs from base 1 to 2355 and encodes 784 amino acids. Gene Ontology annotation, cellular component: cytoplasm. Gene Ontology annotation, molecular function: enzyme inhibitor activity; phosphatase regulator activity; protein kinase binding. Gene Ontology annotation, biological process: signal transduction. The transcript has 22 exons. The record is from RefSeq and is a predicted model, not a curated record. NCBI's taxonomy places the organism in Eukaryota, Metazoa, Chordata, Mammalia, Artiodactyla, Bovidae.